AUGAACGAUGGCCCAGAUCUGCUUUUCGGCAUCGAUCUUGGUAUGAGCUGUACCGGCGUUUCUUACCUCAACAGAACUAGAGGCAACAACAUUGUCCAAAUUUUCAAAGAUUGGGGCGGUUACAGGGUUGAGGACAAGGCGCCCACCCGUCUUAAGUACGUUGACAACAAAGGAAAGCCUUCGAGCUGGGGCUUCAAAUGCGAGAACGACCACUAUGGCGAGGUUCAAGAAUGGUUCAAGACAGAUUUUGGAGUAGGCCCGAGAGAUUCAGACAGGCAGGUUGAGGUACGGCGACUGUAUACUGAUUACUUGGAAUGUCUGUACGAGCAGCUCCGAAGCGAGUUCCCGCCAGCUGUGCUGAACGGAAAGCAUUGGGACAGGACAUCCAUUCGCUUUUAUUUCAGUGUCCCUGCAACCUGGGACACCGCCAUUGUGGAUGAAUUCUGCGUCCUUGCCAGGAGAGCAGGUUUCGGCAGUCAGCCCGGGUUUGAUGUGAAAGCAACUCUUACCGAGCCGCAUGCCGUGGCAGCCUACACCCUCUCCUGCGAGGGCUUCAUUGAAGACCUCUGUUUUCUAAACAUUGACGACGCCUUGAAGGGAAAGAUUUCAAUGAGAAUCCAAUGCGGGUCGACAUUCAUCGACAGCGGAUUCAUGGAGCUCGCCAAAGCACGAUUACAGCCACUAGCGCAUAUACUCAGUAGCUCGAUUGAAGACGUGGCCUGGCAAAUGAUGAGAGGCAUUGACUUCCAGAGCAACAAGAAGGAGCUCGGGUCAGGCCGUUGGGGUGAUGAGGACACAUUCCGGAUCAAAAUACCGAACAUGCCACACUCCAUCUCUGAGGCGUCACUGAGAGUCAAGGACGGAGACAUGCAAUUUGCUUGGUCGGAGUUAAGACAGAUCUUUGACACGCAAGUUGUUCAAAUGACCCGGAUGUUGGACAGCAUGAUGGAGCAUCAGGGGCUUCGAGCCUCGCCGCGCUACAGCCAAGUCAACCAUGUCAUACUCUCGGGUGGGCUAGGGAGCUCCAAAUACGUCCAGAAAGAAAUAUUCGGUCACAUUUCAAAAUCUAAGGGUGACACCAUCAACGAUAGCAAAAGCAUUCGGUACCCUUUCAGCGUGGAGUUUGGACUUGAGCUGGAUCCAUCUCAUCGCAGAGCUCAAGUCCCAAUCAUGACUUCGCUGCGUAAUCCAGUUCCGGACUUCAACGAGCUUGAGGUUGUCCGCUUGCACACCACGCUCGACGCAGAUCUUUCCCAAGUAGGUCGCGGAAGCAUCGUGAAAAAGAACACGAUCUGGAGUCGGGGCAACAGGAACCCCAUUGUGAAAGUGCGCUUCUUGAUCGAGGCCGUUGUCGGAAUUGCAGAUGUGAAGUUCAGAUGUCUCGACGCCGAAACUGGCAAACAGAUCAGCGCUGAUGCUGCUUUGCCGUUCCAAAUGGAGGAACGUGCUGUGCCCAUGCCUGCGAGCUUCCUGGUACGGGAAGAUACGGAUGAAUGA
Emericellopsis cladophorae is the source of this 1497-nucleotide messenger RNA. RefSeq lists its product as uncharacterized. The record is from RefSeq and is a predicted model, not a curated record. Bases 1 to 1497 code for a protein of 498 amino acids. The transcript has 9 exons. NCBI's taxonomy places the organism in Eukaryota, Fungi, Ascomycota, Sordariomycetes, Hypocreales, Bionectriaceae.